Messenger RNA from Rhopilema esculentum, 11052 nucleotides. The record is from RefSeq and is a predicted model, not a curated record. Lineage: Eukaryota; Metazoa; Cnidaria; Scyphozoa; Rhizostomeae; Rhizostomatidae.
AAAUAUGAUUGAACUAAAAGGAGGGAAUUUUGCAGAGUUGUUUGACUUUGUGCAGGGAAAAGGGUUGAUGAAGAGGAAACAAAGAAAAAUAAGAGCAAUGUAAAAUUAUAUAUCAGAGAGAAUUUAAAGAUUCCAAACAUUGUGUUUAUUUUACCACUGUGCAACUUGUAGCGUGACAGAUAAUUGGUGCUAUUGGAACAUUAUAACGUAGACAAUAUCCUCAAAGAGUGAGAAGCUAUUUACUCCAAUGUCAAAUUAUGUUUCAUUCAACAGCGUUAUGCGAUCGGAAGGGGCGGGAAGAAGGGCGUAUCGGGAUACGACCCCAUUUAAUCAAUAACCAAUCGGCAAAUUUUUGUCUCCCAACAGUUUAACAGCUGAAUAUCCAAGAGGUCUGUGAAGAAACAAGCUGUUUAACAAGCUUAUUGAUCCUAACUGCCGUUACCCACUAUCUUGUGCUGUUCUGUAGUGUGCUAGGGCAGCUGGUGACGAGAUGUGUAGUAACCUAUAUCGGUGACAUUUUAAGUGGAGUCAUAGAUGUUGUCUUAUGUUGUCGGUUAUAAUAACAUCUGCUUUUUUGUUGCAGGAGAACUGCUUAUUGGCUAAUGAUCUUCAAGAAGAAAAUAUUAGGUUAAAGGAAGAGACAAAAAUGUUGUCGAUUGAAAAUGAAGAACUUGCAAAUGAAUGCUUGAUUAUAGCGGAAGGUAUGGAUGCAAAGGCAAAAGAAGUCAUGGUUCUAGAAGAGCGUAUCAAAAGCCUUGAAAGUGGGAAUCAAGAUCAGGAAGAGAACAAAAAAGAUGGCAUGAAUGAAGAAGAGUAUGUAAAUUUGAAAGAAGAGAUAAAGCUCUUGUCGGUUGAAAAUGAAGAACUUUCAAAUGAAUGCUUGAUUCUAGCGGAAGGUAUGGAGGCAAAAACAAAAGAAGUCAUGGUUCUAGAAGAGCGUAUCAAAAGCCUUGAAAGUGAGAGUCAAGAUCUGGAAGAAGGCGAAAGAGAAGACAUGAGUGAAAAAGAAACUGCUUUCGGAAGUGAAGAGGCGAAAACGCAGAACAUUCAAGAAGGAAAGAAAGAGGAUUCUGAUGGCGAAUUUAUCGUUGUGGAUGAUGAAAAUGAAGAUGGUGUUGAUGUGAGUGAUGGAAAUCUUUCUUUUAAGGAACAUGACGAAAAUGGCAGAAUGCAGCAACAGUCAGAGGAACAUAUUGCAGUUGGAAAGAUAUUGCCAGGAAGAAUGACAAAUAUUCAGCAAUAUUUUGAUCAAGUUGCAGAGCUUCAGUUGUUGAAAGGCUUUCUGUCCAAAAUUGGGAGCCAUUUCAAAAUUGAUGAUGGAAUUGCAUUGCAGAAUGUUCUCGAUCAUGUUGAAAUCAAGAUUGUGGAUCUCAUCGACGAAAAGAAGCAUCUUGAUGAAAAAACAAAGGAGUUAAGAAGCCUUGUCGAGUUUUUGGAAUUUGAGCGCAAGUUCACUUUGGAAGAUUUCAAAGAAUCUGAAGAAAAGAACAUAGUAUUGCAGAACAAACUUCAACAAGCAGUCAAAAAGGAAAUUGAUGCACAAAGCCAGUUGGAAGCUUGGAGCAAUUGUUGUGGUAAGCUGUAUAAGAUUAUCAAAAGCAACGAGGGAAAAGAAAAAGGCGAAUCAUCCAUGCAAAGAGGAAAUGCUAGAGCAGCAGAACUGGCACGAAGAAGGAGAUUUCGCCAGAAAUAUAAAAUGAUCAAUGCUAAUCUGAAAGCAUAUAAGGCAAAAUCUGCUGGAAUUAGAAGAUGCAUGGAUGCCCUGGCAGGGAAGAAUCUGGAAUUGGAAUUGGAGGCUGAUCUUCUUCAGACAGACAAUGAACAUAUCACCAGAGAAAGAGACCAAUUUGAAAAGGCAUAUAAAGAAGAGAUGCAAGCCAAUAUUCAAAUGCAGCAUGAUUUGGAAGAAUAUAAAGAGCAGACAAAGAAGUUGAAUAUCUUCAGAUCAGCUUUGAAAGAGCACAGAAAAGAAAUCGAUGCCUUCAGACUAGAGCGCUGUUUUGUUUUAGAUGAGUUGAAUAUGGAGAGACAGCUUCAUGAAGAUUUUGAAAGAAAGUUCCAAAUGGCAUUGAUAGGAAAAGAGCUGAUUCAGAAAAGGCUCCAGCAAGAAUCAGAGAAAUGUAAAGAUGUUGAAAGAAAACUUAGUGAAGUUGAAACCGAGAAGACAAAACUUCAAGAGCAAUUUGAUAAAGAUUUGCGAACGGUUACAGGAGAUCUCGUUGUUCUAAGAGAGAAGAACAAUGAAAUUUUCAAGGACCUGGAUGGUGAAAUGAAGAUUCGCUUGGUGUACGAAAGAAAAUUGGAAGAAUAUUUUGCUGAGAAGCAGAGACUGGAGAAGUGCCUUGAGGAUGAGGUUAAGAGAAAUCUGGAAGCUGAAAAUAUCAUAUCAGCUUUGCAUCAAAUUGUGGAGAAGAGGUCUGAGAAGCCAAAACGAAGUCGACUUAGCAGAUUUUUUAGAUGUGGAUCAAAUUUGAAAGUUGUCAUAAUGGAGGAAAAACUAGAAAGCAGUAGUUUUCUGAGCUUAUUAGGGGCAGACAGUGGUCUUACCUUGAUAAAUACGGAUGCACUGGUACGCAAAACAGAGUUGCAACAGCGAAAGCUUCAGUGCAAAGACAAGGAAAUCGAAGAGCUUAAAGAAAGAUUGGAGCAUCUUGAAGAUGUGGUCGAGAAAUAUGCAAGUCAACUUGAGAGCUUGAAGAAGACAAAUGAACCACCACAAACGAACUGGGCCAAGAACCUCAUCGAAGAAAAUGGUGCGAUGAGAGAGAGACUGGACCUGUUAUUCGGUGAGAAGCAACAGCUUGCAAAGGAGUGCUCGAUGCUGGAAUGUUGCCUAGAAGAUAAGGAACAAGAAUUGGCAAUGCUUAAAGAGAGGAUGCAUCAGUUAAAGAAGAAUCGAUUCGAAAUUUCUUUUCAAGAGUUGCAAGAAAGUUGUCCGUUUAUCAAAGAUCUUGAGGACGAGAACAUAAGGUUGAAAGAAGAAACAAAGCUCUUGUCAGUUGAAAAUGAGGAACUUGCAAAUGAAUGCUUGGUUCUUGCUCAAGGUAUGGAGGCAAAAACAAAAGAAGUCAUGAUUCUAGAAGAGCGUAUCAAAAGCCUUGAAAGUGAGAGUCAAGAUCAGGAAGAGAGCAAAAAGGAUGGCAUGAAUGAAGAAGAGUAUGUUAAGUGGAAAGAAGAGAAAAGGCUCUUAUCAGUUGAAAAUGGAGAACUUGCAAAUGAAUGCUUGGCUCUUGCUCAAGGUAUGGAGGCAAAAGAAAAGCAAGUCAUGGUUUUGGAAGAGCGUAUCAAAAACCUUGAAAGUGGGAGUCAAGAUCAGGAAGAGAGCAAAAAGGAUGGCAUCAAUGAAGAAGAGUAUGUUAAGUUGAAAGAAGAAACAAAGCUCUUGUCAGUUGAAAAUGGAGAACUUGCAAAUGAAUGCUUGGCUCUUGCUCAAGGUAUGGAGGCAAAAGAAAAGCAAGUCAUGGUUUUGGAAGAGCGUAUCAAAAACCUUGAAAGUGGGAGUCAAGAUCAGGAAGAGAGCAAAAAGGAUGGCAUCAAUGAAGAAGAGUAUGUCAAGUUGAAAGAAGAGAAAAAGCUCUUGUCAGUUGAAAAUGAAGAACUUGCAAAUGAAUGCUUGAUUUUGGCGGAAGGUAUGGAGGCAAAAACAAAAGAAGUCAUGGUUCUAGAAGAGCGUAUCAAAAGCCUUGAAAGUGAAACUAACCAUCUUGAAGAGAGUGAAAGAAAUGACAUGAAAGAAGAACUUGCUUCAGAUGGUGAAGAGUCGGAAACACAGAGCAUUCAAGACGAAAAGGAAGAGGAUUCUGAUGGCGAAUUUAUCGUUGUUGAUGAUGAAAGUGAAGGAGACGAUGAUACGAGUGCUGGAAAGCUUUCCUUGAAAGAAAAUGACGACAAUGCAAGAAUGCAACAGCAGCCAGAGGAAUAUAUGGCAGUUGGAAAGAUAUUGCCAGGAAGAAUGACAAAUAUUCAGCAAUAUUUUGAUCAAGUUGCAGAACUUCAGUUGUUGAAAGGCUUUCUGUCCAAAAUUGGGAGCCAUUUCAAAAUUGAUGAUGGAAACGGAUUGCAGAAAGUUCUCGAUCAUAUUGAAAUCAAGAUUGUGGAUCUCAUCGACGAAAAGAAGCAUCUUGAUGAAGAAACAAAGGAGUUAAAGAGCCUUGUAGAGUUUUUGGAAUUUGAAGGCAAGUUCACUUUGGAAAAUUUCAAAGAAUCUGAAGAAAAGAAUGUAGAAUUGCAGAACAAACUUCAACAAGCAGUCAAAAAUGAAAUUGAUGCACAAAGCCAGUUGGAAGCUUGGAGCAACUGUUGUGGUAAGCUGUAUAAGAUUAUCAAAAGCAACGAGGGAAAAGAAAAAGGCGAAUCAUCCAUGCAAAGAGGAAAUGCUAGAGCAGCAGAGCUGGCACGAAGAAAGAGAUUUCGCCAGAAAUAUAAAAUGAUCAAUGCUAAUCUGAAAGCAUAUAAGGCAAAAUCUGCUGGAAUUAGAAGAUGCAUGGAUGCACUGGCAGGGAAGAAUCUGGAAUUGGAAUUGAAGGCUGAUCUUCUUCAGACAGACAAUGAACAUAUCACCAGAGAAAGAAACGAAUUUGAAAAGGCAUACAAAGAAGAGAUGCAAGCCAAUAUUCGUAUGCAGCAUGAUUUGGAAGAAUAUAAAGAGCAGACAAAGAAGUUGAAUAUCUUCAGAUCAGCUUUGAAAGAACACAGAAAAGAAAUCAAUGCCCUCAAACUAGAGCGUUGUCUUGCUUUGAAUGAGCUGAAUAUGGAGAGACAGCUUCAUGAAGAUUUUGAAAGAAAGAUCCAAAUGGUAUUGAUAGGAAAAGAGCUGAUUCAGAGAAGGCUCCAGCAAGAAUCAGAGAAAUGUAAAGAUGUUGAAAGAAAACUUAGUGAAGUUGAAACCGAGAAGACAAAACUUCAAGAGCAAUUUGAUAAAGAUUUGCGAACGGUUACAGGAGAUCUCGUUGUUCUAAGAGAGAAGAACAAUGAAACUGUCAAGGACCUCGAUGGUGAAAUGAAGAUUCGCUUGGUGUACGAAAGAAAAUUGGAAGAAUAUUUUGCCGAGAAGCAGAGACUGGAGAAGUGUCUUGAAGAUGAGGUUAAGAGAAAUCUGGAAGCUGAAAAUAUCAUAUCGGCUUUGCAUGAAAUUAUGGAGAAGAAGUCAGAGAAACCAAAGCGAAGUCGACUUAGCAGAUUGUUUAGACAGCUACAACAGCGAAAGCUUCAGUGCAAAGACAAGGAAAUCGAAGAGCUUAAAGAAAGAUUGGAGCAUCUUGAAGAUGUGGUCGAGAAAUAUGCAAGUCAACUCGAAAGCUUGAAGAAGACAAAUGAACCACCACAAACGAACUGGACCAAGAACCUCAUCGAAGAAAAUGCUGCGAUGAGAGAGAGACUGGACCUGAUAUUUGGUGAGAAGCAACAGCUUGCAAAGGAGUGCUCGAUGCUGGAAUGUUGCUUAGAAGAUAAGGAACAAGAAUUGGCAGUGCUGAAAGAGAAGAUAGAUCAAUUGAAGAAUAGUAAAAUGGCUUUUCAAGAGUUGCAAUUUUAUGGUUACCUGGAUGCGAAUAAAUCACUAUAUGAGCAUCAGUCGGGUUUUCGACUCUUACACUCGGUAGCCACAGCCCUUCUGGCCAGCACCAAUGAUUGGUACCUGAAUAUAGAUAAAGGAAAAUACACUGGUCUUGUCUUUAUUGACUUGAAGAAGGCUUUCGACACGGUCGAUCAUAAAAUCCUACUGGAAAAAAUGAAUAUGUACGGAGUGACCGGCCUGGAACAUGCCUGGUUCACAUCAUAUUUGGAAAAUCGUAAACAAUUCUGCAGGGUGGAUGGCACCUCCUCUGAUGUGAGGGGAAUAAAUUGUGGAGUUCCCCAAGGCUCUUAUCUUGGUCCACUCUUGUUCCUGAUUUACAUCAAUGGUUUGCCUUUUUCCUUGCAAAAAUCUCAUGUCAGCAUGUAUGCUGAUGACACGGCCAUUUCCCUCUCUUCAAAAAGUAUUGGUGACCUUCAAAAUGACCUAAACUUAGAUCUUUUGAAACUACAGGAUUGGCUGCAUGCAAAUAAACUUUCCUUGAACGUAGUGAAAACGCAGUCACUUGUUAUAGGCUCUGGUCCAAACAUCCGUAAGAUCGAAAGCCAGCCUGAUGCUCCACCAUCUUUUUCUUUUUCAAUAGGUGAUCAGAACAUUGAAAUGAUCACCAACACAAGAUACUUAGGUGUUCAGAUAGACAGUAAGCUCAACUGGGACAAGCAUAUCGAUACUAUCAAGAACAAGGCUAAUCGAGCCCUUGGACUUUUUAAGUAUUCUAAGAAAUAUCUUCCAUAUGACAUCCUCAACAAAAUGUAUAGAGGAAUUGUUGAGCCUCAUUUGAGCUACUGUUGUUCCGUUUGGGGCUGCUGUAUUGAAUCAAAGCUUGACGUGUUGCAAAAAAUCAAAAAUAGAGCUGCCAGAAUUGUAACUAGCAGCCCAUACGAUGCGUCUGCUGCUCCAAUAAUUCAGAAUCUUGGCUGGUUAACCAUCAGAAAUCUUGAGAACUGCUUAUUGGCUAAUGAUCUUCAAGAAGAAAAUAUUAGGUUAAAGGAAGAGACAAAACUGUUGUCGAUUGAAAAUGAAGAACUUGCAAAUGAAUGCUUGAUUAUAGCGGAUGGUAUGGAUGCAAAGGCAAAAGAAGUCAUGGUUCUAGAAGAGCGUAUCAAAAGCCUUGAAAAUGGGAAUCAAGAUCAGGAAGAGAACAAAAAAGAUGGCAUGAAUGAAGAAGAGUAUGUAAAUUUGAAAGAAGAGAUAAAGCUCUUGUCGGUUGAAAAUGAAGAACUUUCAAAUGAAUGCUUGAUUCUUGCUCAAGGUAUGGAGGCAAAAACAAAAGAAGUCAUGGUUCUAGAAGAGCGUAUCAAAAGCCUUGAAAGUGAGAGUCAAGAUCUGGAAGAAGGCGAAAGAGAAGACAUGAGUGAAAAAGAAACUGCUUUCGGAAGUGAAGAGGCGAAAACGCAGAACAUUCAAGAAGGAAAGAAAGAGGAUUCUGAUGGCGAAUUUAUCGUUGUGGAUGAUGAAAAUGAAGAUGGUGUUGAUGUGAGUGAUGGAAAUCUUUCUUUUAAGGAACAUGACGAAAAUGGCAGAAUGCAGCAACAGUCAGAGGAACAUAUUGCAGUUGGAAAGAUAUUGCCAGGAAGAAUGACAAAUAUUCAGCAAUAUUUUGAUGAAGUUGCAGAGCUUCAGUUGUUGAAAGGCUUUCUGUCCAAAAUUGGGAGCCAUUUCAAAAUUGAUAAUGGAAUUGCAUUGCAGAAUGUUCUCGAUCAUGUUGAAAUCAAGAUUGUGGAUCUCAUCGACGAAAAGAAGCAUCUUGAUGAAAAAACAAAGGAGUUAAGAAGCCUUGUCGAGUUUUUGGAAUUUGAAGGCAAGUUCACUUUGGAAGAUUUCAAAGAAUCCGAAGAAAAGAACAUAGUAUUGCAGAACAAACUUCAACAAGCAGUCAAAAAGGAAAUUGAUACACAAAGCCAGUUGGAAGCUUGGAGCAACUGUUGCGGUAAGCUGUAUAAGAUUAUCAAAAGCAACGAGGGAAAAGAAAAAGGUGAAUUAUCCAUGCAAAGAGGAAAUGCUAGAGCAGCAGAACUGGCACGAAGAAAGAGAUUUAUUCAGAAAUAUAAAAUGAUCAAUGCUAAUCUGAAAGCAUAUAAGGCGAAAUCUGCUGGAAUUAGAAGAUGCAUGGAUGCACUGGCAGGGAAGAAUCUAGAAUUGGAAUUGAAGGCUGAUCUUCUUCAGGCAGACAAUGAACAUAUCACCAGAGAAAGAGACCAAUUUGAAAAGGCAUAUAAAGAAGAGAUGCAAGCCAAUAUUCCUUUGAAAGAGCACAGAAAAGAAAUCGAUGCCCUAAGACUAGAGCGCUGUUUUGUUUUAGAUGAGUUGAAUAUGGAGAGACAGCUUCAUGAAGAUUUUGAAAGAAAAUUCCAAAUGGCAUUGAUAGGAAAAGAACUGAUUCAGAGAAGGCUCCAGCAAGAAUCAGAGAAAUGUAAAGAUGUUGAAAGAAAACUUAGUGAAGUUGAAACCGAGAAGACAAAACUUCAAGAGCAAUUUGAUAAAGAUUUGCGAACGGUUACAGGAGAUCUCGUUGUUCUAAGAGAGAAGAACAAUGAAACUGUCAAGGACCUCGAUGGUGAAAUGAAGAUUCGCUUGGUGUACGAAAGAAAAUUGGAAGAAUAUUUUGCUGAGAAGCAGAGACUGGAGAAGUGUCUUGAGGAUGAGGUUAAGAGAAAUCUGGAAGCUGAAAAUAUCAUAUCAGCUUUGCAUCAAAUUGUGGAGAAGAGGUCUGAGAAGCCAAAACGAAGUCGACUUAGCAGAUUUUUUAGAUGUGGAUCAAAUUAUGCAAGUCAACUUGAGAGCUUGAAGAAGACAAAUGAACCACCACAAACGAACUGGACCAAGAACCUCAUCGAAGAAAAUGGUGCGAUGAGAGAGAGACUGGACCUGUUAUUCGGUGAGAAGCAACAGCUUGCAAAGGAGUGCUCGAUGCUGGAAUGUUGCUUAGAAGAUAAGGAACAAGAAUUGACAAUGCUUAAAGAGCGGAUGGAUCAGUUAAAGAAGAAUCGAUUCGAAAUUUCUUUUCAAGAGUUGCAAGAAAGUUGUCCGUUUAUCAAAGAUCUUGAGGACGAGAACAUAAAGUUGAAAGAAGAAACAAAGCUCUUGUCAGUUGAAAAUGAGGAACUUGCAAAUGAAUGCUUGGUUCUUGCUCAAGGUAUGGAGGCAAAAGCAAAAGAAGUCAUGGUUUUGGAAGAGCGUAUCAAAACCCUCGAAAAUGGCAGUCAAGAUCAGGAAGAGAGCAAAAAAUAUGGCAUAAAUGAAGAAGAGUAUGUAGAGUUGAAAGAAGAGAAAACGCUCUUGUCAGUUGAAAAUGAAGAACUUUCAAAUGAAUGCUUGAUUCUUGCUGAAGGUAUGGAGGCAAAAACAAAAAAAGUCAUGGUUCUAGAAAAGCGUAUCAAAAGCUUUGAAAGUGAGAGUCAAGAUCUGGAAGAAGGUGAAAGAAAAGACAUGAAAGAAGAACUUGCUUCAGAUGGUGAAGGGUCGGAAAUACAGAGCAUUCAAGAAGGAAUGGAGAAGGAUUCUGAUGGCGAAUUUAUCGUUGUUGAUGAUGAAAGUGAAGGAGACGAUGAUACGAGUGCUGGAAAGCUUUCCUUGAAAGAAAAUGAUGACAAUGCAAGAAUGCAACAGCAGCCAGAGGAAUAUAUGACAGUUGGAAAGAUAUUGCCAGGAAGAAUGACAAAUAUUCAGCAAUAUUUUGAUCAAGUUGCAGAACUUCAGUUGUUGAAAGGCUUUCUGUCCAAAAUUGGGAGCCAUUUCAAAAUUGAUACUGGAAUCGCAUUGCAGAAAGUUCUCGAUCAUAUUGAAAUCAAGAUUGUGGAUCUCAUCGACGAAAAGAGGCAUCUUGAUGAAGAAACAAAGGAGUUAAAGAGCCUUGUCGAGUUUUUGGAAUUUGAAGGCAAGUUCACUUUGGAAGAUUUCAAAGAAUCUGAAGAAAAGAACAUAGUAUUGCAGAACAAACUUCAACAAACAGUCAAAAAUGAAAUUGAUGCACAAAGCCAGUUGGAAGCUUGGAGCAACUGUUGUGGUAAGCUGUAUAAGAUUAUCAAAAGCAACGAGGGAAAAGAAAAAGGCGAAUCAUCCAUGCAAAGAGGAAAUGCUAGAGCAGCAGAGCUGGCACGAAGAAGGAGAUUUCGCCAGAAAUAUAAAAUGAUCAAUGCUAAUCUGAAAGCAUAUAAGGCAAAAUCUGCUGGAAUUAGAAGAUGCAUGGAUGCACUGGCAGGGAAGAAUCUGGAUUUGGAAUUGAAGGCUGAUCUUCUUCAGGCAGACAAUGAACAUAUCAUCAGAGAAAGAGACGAAUUUGAAAAGGCAUACAAAGAAGAGAUGCAAGCCAAUAUUCGUAUGCAGCAUGAUUUGGAAGAAUAUAAAGAGCAGGCAAAGAAGUUGAAUAUCUUCAGAUCAGCUUUGAAAGAGCACAGAAAAGAAAUCGAUGCCUUCAGACUAGAGCGUUGUUUUGCUUUGGAUGAGUUGAAUAUGGAGAGACAGCUUCAUGAAGAUUUUGAAAGAAAAUUCCAAAUGGCAUUGAUAGGAAAAGAACUGAUCCAGAGAAGGCUCCAACAAGAAUCAGAGAAAUGUAAAGAUGUUGAAAGAAAACUUAGUGAAGUUGAAACCGAGAAGACAAAACUUCAAGAGCAAUUCGAUAAAGAUUUGCGAACGGUUACAGGAGAUCUCGUUGUUCUAAGAGAGAAGAACAAUGAAACUGUCAAGGACCUCGAUGGUGAAAUGAAGAUUCGCUUGGUGUACGAAAGAAAAUUGGAAGAAUAUUUUGCCGAGAAGCAGAGACUGGAGAAGUGUCUUGAGGAUGAGGUUAAGAGAAAUCUGGAAGCUGAAAAUAUCAUAUCAGCUUUGCAUCAAAUUAUGGAGAAGAAGUCAGAGAAACCAAAGCGAAGUCGACUUAGCAGAUUGUUUAGACUCGAUCAGAAAGUUGAAGAAGAAUUUUCAGAGCAAUCUAAUUAUAUUUUCUUUGUAGAUGCAAGUCAACUUGAGAACUUGAAGAAGACAAAUGAACCACCACAAACGAACUGGACCAAGAACCUCAUCGAAGAAAAUGGUGUGAUGAGAGAGAGACUGGACCUGUUAUUUGGUGAGAAGCAACAGCUUGCAAAGGAGUGCUUGAUGCUGCAAUGUUGCUUAAAAGAUAAGGAACAAGAAUUGGCAAUGCUUAAAGAGAAGAUAGAUCAAUUAAAGAAGAAUAGAUUCAAAAUUUCUUUUCAAGAGUUGCAAGUGAGUAUUUUGGGAUUACUUAAAGCUAUUUUGCUGAAUAAAAUCGCAAUGUUAUUUUAUUCAUUGAAUUUUCCAGCAGUUCUCGAUUUAAAGGUUUUGAAUCUCAAAAGACUCAUAUCUCAUAACAUAUAUGUCAUUUAUAUACACUUUUUAAAGCAAGAUAUUAUCGAGUGUUAUUAAUAGCAAUAAGAUGAUACCAGCCUUUUGAAACAUGCAAUAAAAAUUUGUUGACAAUAUUCAUAAUUCAACUUCAUUGGAAAUAGACCUCAUUCGAAUUG